AAAUCACAAAGAAUAAAAAGGCAUAUGAAAGAGCAGUCGGUAUUUGAAAACAUAGCUCGAAAUUUUUUUGAUUUUCGAAGAUCCACUUUUUAUCAAUUCACUGUUCUGGCAGAGCCUACAAUUAAUUGACAUACUAUGAUACCAAAUAACGGAAAGAGAAAAGCAAGUACAAAUGCCUCUUCGCCUCCGCCAUCAAAGAGGUCGCCUUAUCAUGCGUUUUCACCUCCUCAUUCUUCUAAUUUGGCCACCAGUCCACCUCAUUACCCUUAUCACUAUCAACAAUCACCACCACCAUCAACAUCAUCUUCACCACAGCAGCAUCACCAUCACAACCGCCCGUUGACAACAGCAGCAGCAGCAGUAGCCGCUAUUAAAAGAAGUAGUAGUUCGACAAGUGUUAACAACAGUAAUUACGGAUCAACGUCACGGUGGUCUUCCUCACCGUCUGCGGGAGGUGGAGGAUAUAGAAGACAGAGUAGUAGUACUGGACCGCCAUCACGACAAGGCUCAGUAGAUACCGAUCGUGAAGGUAGUGUAACCAACAGUAUAACAGCAGCCGAUGACGAGAAUAAUGGAACAGCAGUCAAACGUGAGGAGACUGGUAAUGAAGCAGGCUCAAUGGCAGUGACUAGCAGCAACACUAAAGAUGGAGGCAGUGCUAGUAAUACAGAGAAGGCAGCAAAAGAUGGCGGCGCCAAUGAAGUAGAAGGUGAAGAAGAUGAAAAGGAAGAUGUAGUAGUAGAUAUGGAUGCUCGUAUGCAGGCACAAAUGGAAAAGGCAAAGGAAGACAUGAAGAUUUUAUUAGAGAAUUUCUCAGAGGAUCAAUUAAAGAGAUAUGAAGGUUAUCGUCGUUCGGCUUUGAAUCGAACGAAUGUGAAAAGGUUGGUGAGUCAAGUACUCAAUCAGCAAUGCUCUCAAACAAUGGCAUUUGUAGUGGCUGGUUUUUCAAAGGUUUAUGUGGGUGAGAUAGUCGAAAAAGCCAAAGAAAUCAUGGAGGAAUGGGGCCAUCAAGGGCCGAUCCGACCAGAACAUUUACGCGAAGCACAUAGAAGAUAUAAGAAAGAAAGAACAGACACUACUUUGUUGGGAAGAAAACUCUAACUAUUGUUCAUCUAUUUAUUUUCAUCGGCUCGGCUUUAAAGAUGUCACUCACAGUUUGACGGAUCUUGUACGACCACGGAACUAUAUAAGGAGAUCUGCAAACAAUAACCAUUUACCUAAAUAAUAAAAUAAUUGUUUCCUGAGGUGGGAUUCUUUAGUCU
Molecule: messenger RNA, 1262 nt
Organism: Mycotypha africana
Lineage: Eukaryota; Fungi; Mucoromycota; Mucoromycetes; Mucorales; Mycotyphaceae
Product: hTAFII28-like protein conserved region-domain-containing protein
Exons: 3
Coding region: 136-1101 (321 amino acids)
Biological process (GO): RNA polymerase II preinitiation complex assembly; transcription initiation at RNA polymerase II promoter
Cellular component (GO): nucleus; transcription factor TFIID complex
Molecular function (GO): transcription coactivator activity; protein heterodimerization activity
Source: RefSeq, a predicted model, not a curated record